GCGGGGAUUCGGACUUACGACGCCGUAUCUACUGAUACGCCCGUCGUAAGUCUAUGUGAAUCUACCCCAAAGAUUUUCUGAGAAGGCAUUAAGGAUUUCUAUGUAAUCUUCUCUUUUUUUUUUUUUUUACUUUUUUGACCUCUACUGUUGGUUCCGGAAUUUAGGAGCGAGUCAUUCGUAGUUGUCCUGCAUGGUAAUCCAUUAUUUUUGUGUUCACAUAACAGUAACUUUGAUGCUAUUUUUUUUUUUUCUUGGAAAAAAAAUUAGUUCUACAAAAUAAACUGAACCCGGGACAGCCACAAGAGCUGGAGUUUAUCAUUUUUGGCUUCUUCCAAAAGCCAUUUCUUUUUAUGUGAAGAAUUUGUCUUUUUUUUUUUUCUGUUUGAUGUCCGAAGACAAAGUUAAAAGCCUCCUCAGAUAGCGAUUCACACAUCUAUCAUGUUUAUUUUGGCUCCGGCAGCCAUUAUUUUUGUUUUCGAAGAACGACCUUUUUAAGAGCUGACGAUAUUUUUUUGAGCUAAGCUGGUCUUGUCAGAUGGAUGGUUAUACGUCGGAAGACAUUUUUUUAUUCUUUUAGCAUCUGUGGUCGCAUUGCUGAAGUUAUCUGAGAAGCAGCACUGAGUGCUUAGCCCGAGCCUUUUCCGAUCUCGGUGUCUGGGUACUGUAGCGCAGUCUGGGAUCCUGGCUGAUCUUGGCAGUGCAUGAGAAGGGAGGAGGAGAGGAGGGUUUGCAGAGGACCACACUCUCUCACAAAGGCAUUUUCUCCAUUCUGCAGCAAAGUGAGCUGCAGUCCUCCUCCUGCAGGACUCCUCCAGACCUUGUGACUCAAGUCAGGAACGAUAAAUAAGGACCCUUGCGAGGCAGCAACUGUGAGAAUGCAAGGAUGCAAUUACCGACUGGAUACUGUACAAACGUUGUCACAUUCUUUCCUCUCAGCUGCUCUGAUCUCUAGUGUGGAAGUGUAAUGAUGGAGUGGGAUUGCCUCGGCUAGAGGACGGGAGGACCCACAUGACCCAGGCUUUCCUGAUGACUGCACCUUUUUGUCCUACGUUCCCUUACAGAGCUUCGCCCUCGAUCUUUCGAACAUGGCAGGAGAUUGGUUCGGCACUGCUCUGUAGAAAAGUUAAAGGGAACAGGUCCAGCCCGACCGGAGUUCUGUCAAGACCGGCCACGGGAUCCUCUGCAGAAUCGCGACGGAGACGCAGGCAUGGUUCUGAUAUCCUUGGCCAUCUAAAGAUGAACUCUUCCUCAGAGGGAAAUUACAGCGCUUUAUUCUGUUUAUUGGGAGUAGGAGCUCAUGAAUCCAUUCCAGUUUGCCUUCUCGAAGUAGGAAUCAUCAUCUUCCUGACUGUGCUAAUCAUCUCGGGCAAUUUGAUUGUUAUCUUUGUUUUCCAUUGUGCCCCUCUGCUCAACCACCACACCACCAGUUAUUUCAUCCAGACGAUGGCCUAUGCUGACCUUCUAGUCGGAGUCAGCUGCUUGGUACCUUCUUUCUCUUUGCUGCACCACAGUGCCCUUCUACCGGAGCAAAUAGUGUGCAAAAUGUUUGGUUAUGUAGUGUCCGUGCUCAAAAGUGUCUCCAUGAUGUCUUUGGCCUGUAUCAGCAUCGACCGAUACAUAGCUAUAACCAAACCACUGACCUACAACACUUUAGUGACGGCGUGCCGCCUUCGCUUUUGCAUUUUGUUGCUCUGGGUGUACUCUUGUGCCAUAUUCUUGCCUGCCUUUCUAGGCUGGGGAAAACCUGGGUAUCACGGAGAUGUCUUCCAGUGGUGUGCCGUGUUCUGGCCCACCGACCCGUACUUCACUUUAUUCAUCGUGAUUAUGCUUUACGCCCCGGCAGCUACUACUGUUUGUUUCACAUACUUCAACAUUUUCCGCAUUUGCCAGCAACACACCAAGGAGAUCAACGAAAGGCGCGUACGAUUCAGCACCACAGAGACGGACUCGGCCCAAGGCCAACCUAGCCCUGAGAAACGGUAUGCGACCGUCCUUUUUCGCAUCACCAGUGUUUUCUAUAUACUGUGGUUACCCUACAUCAUCUAUUUCCUCCUAGAAAGUUCCAAAGUCUACUCCAACCAAACUGCUUCCUUUCUCACCACCUGGUUGGCCAUCAGUAACAGUUUUUGUAAUUGUGUGAUCUACAGCAUGUCCAACAGUGUUUUCCAGAAAGGCCUGAAGCGUCUAUCUGGAGUUGUUUGUGCCUCUUGUUCCAGACGAGGGGAAACGCACGAAGCAACAGGUGCUUCCAGUAAAAGGCCAACGGAUACCAGACAAUGGCAAACUCAUGAUGUACCUAUUACUUCCAGUAAAAGGCCGAUGGAUACCAGAAAAGGGGAAAUGUGUGAAGGACCUGGUGCUUCCAGUAAGAGACCAAUGGAUACCAGGCAGGGGGAAAUGCUUGAAGGACCUGGUGCUUCCAGUAAGAGACCAAUGGAUACCAGACAAGGGGAAAUGCUUGAAGGACCUGGUGCUUCCAGUAAAAGACCAAUGGAUACCAAACAAGGGGAAAUAAUUAAAAGACCUGGUAUUUCCAAUAAAAGACCAAUGGAUACCAGACAGUGCGAAACACGUGAAGUACCAGGUACUUCCACUAAAAGGCUGAUGGAUACCAGACCGUGCGAAACACGUGAAGUACCAGGUACUUCCACUAAAAGGCUGAUGGAUACCAAAAAAGGGGAAACGUGUGAAGGGCCUGGUGCUUCCAAUAAAAGGCCAAUGGAUACCAGACAAGGGGAAAUGUUUGAAGGCCCUAGUGCUUCCAAUAAAAACCCAACGGAUACCAGACAAUGGGAAACGCGUGUAGUAGUACCUAGUACUUCCAGUAAAAGGCUGAUGGACACCAGACAAGGGGAAACAUGUGAAGGAUCUAGUAAUUCCAGUAAAAGACCAACGGAUACCAGACAAUGGGAAACGCGUGUAGUAGUACCUAGUACUUCCAGUAAAAGGCUGAUGGACGCCAGACAAGGGGAAACGCGUGUAGUUUCUAGUAAAAGCUUGAUGGACACCAGACUAUUGGAAACAUUGGAAGGACCUAGUACUUCCAGUAAAAGACCAACGGAUACCAAACAAGGGGAAACACGUGAAGUACCAGGUCCUUCCAAAAAAAGACCAACGGAUACCUGCAACCCAUAAGUAUCACAGGCCAUGUGUUCAAUUGGGUGUUCCAUAGACCGAAUAAAAUUUACACCACUGUGUACUCAUCCAAGGGGAGCAAUAAAAGAACCUUUCUAAUCCAA
Rana temporaria (common frog) is the source of this 3239-nucleotide messenger RNA. RefSeq names its product alpha-1A adrenergic receptor-like. Gene Ontology annotation, molecular function: G protein-coupled receptor activity. NCBI's taxonomy places the organism in Eukaryota, Metazoa, Chordata, Amphibia, Anura, Ranidae. Gene Ontology annotation, cellular component: membrane. Gene Ontology annotation, biological process: G protein-coupled receptor signaling pathway. The transcript has 2 exons. Bases 1009 to 3135 code for a protein of 708 amino acids. The record is from RefSeq and is a predicted model, not a curated record.